Molecule: messenger RNA, 1686 nt
Organism: Carcharodon carcharias (great white shark)
Lineage: Eukaryota; Metazoa; Chordata; Chondrichthyes; Lamniformes; Lamnidae
Product: hyaluronan synthase 1-like
Exons: 4
Coding region: 1-1686 (561 amino acids)
Biological process (GO): hyaluronan biosynthetic process; extracellular matrix assembly
Molecular function (GO): hyaluronan synthase activity
Source: RefSeq, a predicted model, not a curated record
AUGGUCUUUGCACUGCUGUUAUUUCUAGGUAUGUCUUGGGCAUAUCUGGCAGGAUUCCAGCUCCUCUUAAAUGGUUAUAAACUCAUUUCACUUGUGGUAUAUGGCUCCCUGAUCAUUGUCCAUCUCUUCCUUCAAACAGUCUUUGCCCUGUUCGAGAGCAGCAUGACAGAAAAUAAUGUUUUGCAUUGCAGUAGCACCAAUUCGGUAGCCAUAAUCAUACCUGCUUAUCAGGAAGACCCUUUAUAUCUGGCACAAUGUCUUAACUCUGUGAAGAACAUUGAGUAUCCAAGUCACAAGCUGAGAAUUAUCAUGGUCAUUGAUGGGAACUCCAAAGAAGACCAAUACAUGAUGGAUAUGUUCAAAGAGGUUUUCUGCAAUGAAGAUAUUGGGACAUAUGUGUGGAAGGGCAACUAUCAUUCAAGAAAUUUUAAUAGAAUUAUUCAGAAUAAAGAGGAUAACAACAAACAACCACACAAAGACCCUGUCAAUCUGUUUUAUGGGGAGGCAUGUAUUGGAAAUCCAGAGAGAUUAGAAGUGGAGUCAUUAAUCAGGACCAAACGUUGUGUUUGCAUCAUGCAGAAACGGGGAGGAAAGAGAGAAGUAAUGUACACAGCCUUCAAAGCUAUCGGGGACUCUGUGGAUUACAUACAGGUCUGUGAUUCGGAUACAAAGCUUGACUCACAAGCAACUAUGGAACUGGUUAAAGUUUUAGAUUCAAAGGAAAACUAUGGAGCAGUUGGAGGGGAAGUGCGAGUACUCAAUGUCACCGACUCGUUUGUUAGCUUCAUUAGCAGCCUGCGUUACUGGAUCACAUUCAAUAUAGAACGAGCCUGCCAGUCUUACUUUGACUGUGUGUCCUGUAUUAGUGGACCUUUAGGGAUGUACAGGAAUAACUUGCUCCAGCAGUUACUAGAACCCUGGUACAAUCAGAGAUUCCUGGGAAUCCGGUGCACAUUUGGGGACGAUCGUCACUUGACCAAUAGGGUGCUUAGUCUGGGCUAUUCCACCAAGUAUACACACAAGGCUUGGUGCUACACAGAAACUCCAGCUCAAUAUCUGCGCUGGCUUAAUCAACAAAUACGUUGGACCAAGUCAUCCUUCAUUGAGUGGUUCUACAGUUCUCUCUGGUGGCAUAAGCAAAGUCUGUGGAUUACGUAUGAGUCUGUAGUUAUGGGGAUUUUGCCAGUAUUCAUUAUUGUCACAGUUGUCAAGGUAUUCUACCACGAGUCUCUCUGGGACAUUCUCUGGGUGCUCCUCUGCUUCCAUGCCUUUGCACUGCUCAAAGCAUUCAAUGCCGUUUGCCUGAAUGGGAGUCUGGUGAUGAUAUUAGUAUCUCUGCAUCCUGUCAUCUACCUGAGUGGGCUGCUGCCAAUCAAAUGUUUUUCUCUUAUUACCAUUAACAAUAGCAGCUGGGGAACAUCUGGACGCAAAGAGAGAGUCAAGAACUACAUCCCAUUGCUUCCGCUCUUGGUGUGGGGGAUCAUCCUUCUUGUCGGUUUAAUCGAGACUAUAUUCACGGAGACUGAAAGAUCUUGGAUCCACGCUGAACAACCAUCAUAUAAAAACUGUGUGCUCUAUGGUUCACUGGCCUUGUUUUUAUACUGGGCAUGGAUGGUUGCAAUUUACCAUUUUUGGUCAUGGCAACGGCGUAGAAGGAACACUGCAAUGUACCGCGUUGAAGCUUAG